Messenger RNA from Anopheles marshallii, 1941 nucleotides. It is a transcript of the gene ninaG, whose product is annotated as neither inactivation nor afterpotential protein G. Gene Ontology annotation, molecular function: flavin adenine dinucleotide binding; oxidoreductase activity, acting on CH-OH group of donors. NCBI's taxonomy places the organism in Eukaryota, Metazoa, Arthropoda, Insecta, Diptera, Culicidae. Bases 1 to 1941 code for a protein of 646 amino acids. The transcript has 5 exons. The record is from RefSeq and is a predicted model, not a curated record.
AUGGGUUGUUUAAAGAAAUUGGUACUAGUUUCGCUCGUGACCACCAUACUGCUUUGUAGUGCUUUGCUUUUGCUGUGGAUAUGGCUUGGGAUGGAAACGAUUCCCAAUCAAAUUCGCGAUCCACACAUCCUUCGCGAACGAUCCUUCGAUUACAUUAUCGUGGGUGCUGGAACUGCAGGAUGUGUGCUGGCUAAUCGACUUUCCGAAAAUCCGAACGUUACCGUCUUGUUGAUAGAAGCUGGCGAUACAUUCGGCGCAGCCUCAAUUAUCCCACUGAUCAGUACCGCCAUGCAAGGCACCAAGUACGAUUGGGCAUUUCGGACGACACCACAGAAAUAUUCUUCACACGGUUUGGGUAACAAUCAACAACUCUUACCACGUGGUAAAGGAUUAGGUGGAUCGGGACAAAUCAACUACAUGCUACAUUUCACGGGCAUUCCGGAGGAUUUUGAGCGUUGGGAGCAGUUGGGUGCACGUGAUUGGAACUGGCACGCGAUGAAACCUUACCUGGAUAAGCUGAACCAUCCAGGUGGGAUGACCGAUCAGUACGACGGUGAUGAUGACGACAUUCAGGACUGCAACCAGGAGCUUACUGGUGAGGAGUUGUACGAGACAAACAACCACUACACAUCGAUUUUAUCGGACAGUGACAAACACGCAAGCAUUAACUUUUGCGCCCGGAAGCUUUCUUCCCGAAGCGGACACUUUUCCACCGAGGAUCGUUUACACAUAACGGAGGUAAACACUCGAGACUCUCUGUUGGCAGAAGUGUUUACAGAGACACCGCAAGAACUUGGCCAAGAGUAUCACUUUCGACCCGCCCGCUACACUAUUCGCAAUGGGAUCCGUUGGAGCAGUUACCAUGCUUAUCUGCGACCGGCUUUCGGUCGUCCUAAUCUGUCCAUUCUCACAUCAUCCUCCGUCGCAAAGGUCCUUUUCGAUGACACCAAUCGAGCGAAAGGUGUGACGGUGGUCGGCACAGGUCAACAAUCCGUUAAUAUCUCUGUCGUUUGUGAAGUGAUCCUUAGUGCUGGUGCGUUACACACACCACAACUCCUGAAACUCUCCGGCAUUGGGCCGAAACUCGAACUACAACGACACCGUAUCCAGCUGGUACACGAUUCACCUGCCGUGGGUCAGAAUUAUUUCGACCAUCUCAACCUGCCGCUGUUUGUGAGCAUCAACGUCACGGCAAGUGUAACGAUGGAUAAAGUUUUAUCGAUCGAUACGAUCGUGCAGUAUCUUAAGCACGGUCAGGGCGUUUUGGCUACAACGGCCAUCGCCGGUAUUGGAAGUCCUCACCAUGGGCAGUAUGGGAUCAUCCUUUUCGGGAUGGGCAGUGUCGAUGAGCAAGCGUUACGCCACGUGUCUAACAUGAAGCAGGACACGUUUCGUGCGUUUUUCCCUUCGUAUCAAAAUACCAGCCAGGAAGGGUUCUUAUUCCUAAGCACUUGCCAUCAACCGUCCAGCCGUGGUGCUAUCUUUCUUCGCGAUCGUCACAUCGACAGUGUACCGUUUUACAAUCCCAACUAUCUCAAAGAUCGGACCGAUAUUGAGUGCAUGAUCAAAGCGAUCCGAUUGGCAGCGCGUACGGUUCGAACGGAUGCAUUUCGCCGGAUCGGUGCACAUCUACACUGGCCGGUUCUAAAACGCUGCUCGAACUUUGGACCACCGGUAAACAGUUCCGAGGAACCGUCAGAUCGGUUUCUGGAGUGUAUUCUACGUACUUCGGCCCUGACCGGGCAUCAUCCUGGUGGUACGGCCGCUAUAGGACGGCAUGGUGAGGCUGUAGUUGACAAUCAGUUAAGAGUUUACGGAGUGCACGGUUUGCGUGUCGUUGAUGCAAGUGUGUUUCCGGCACCUGUGUCUGGAACACCGAACUCGGUGGUGAUUGCAGUCGCUGAGAAGGGAAGUGAAUUAAUAGUGCAAAGCGGUAGUUAA